AUGGAAGUCGAAGGCAUUGUCAAGAGCGUCAUGAGUAUGGCGGACAAACUAGACCCUAAGGAUCUUGGACGAAAGGUGCCGAACACGAUGGCAGAAAUUGAGGAGUACUUACGACAGCAGCUUCCAUUUGACACUGAAAAGCUCAAGGGCGUUAAAGAAAAAGACAACGAGUUAACAAAGAUGCGGCUUGGAUUGCAAAAACAAGGCAUUACAAGAGUUCUGAGGAGCCCUCGAACUUCAAUUACACUUUUACUACUUACGAAAUUCGUCCAACGGCUGUCAGACAACGUGUUAAUGGAGACAUGUCGUCACGGAAUUUUCGAAUCUUCGUUCUGGUGGUGUAUAAAAAAAGUUCAAUGUUUUCUUUCAUAUUUCCACUAUAGCAUGUGCCCACAUAUACUCGCUUUCGAUGGAACUUUGGACCUUAUCGUCUCCGGGAAUCCGCGCAUGGCCAAUGUCCCUCUUGACCUUUAUCGCGAGAUAUUUGGCAGUAAAGGCACCCCGCCAAUCAGUCUCCCGGGAGGAUCGCUUCGUCAGUUCUCAGACAUGGAGGCUCACCUACCCCGAAUGGCUAUCGACCAACGACCUAUGCCCAUAAUACCCAGUUUCAGCGAGGAGUUAAAAGAACUUAUUAAAUGCUCUUACUACCGUGGAAAGCUUUCGUCCAGUCCUGGGCACCCACCACGACAUCUCGGCGUAAUCAUGGAUGGGAAUCGGCGAUAUUCUCAAGGAAGGGGACUAGGGAGCGUAUUAGCUGGUCAUCAAGUCGGUGCCCAUAAGUUGCUUCAGGUUAUGUCUUGGGCUUUUAGUUCCGGAGUUCGCAAUUUGACAGUUUGGGCAUUGUCUGAUGACAAUCUGAAACGAGGACCCCAAGAGCUUAAUCCGUUGUUUUCAAUGAUGGCUGAUUAUAUCCAUGAGAUGAUGAUGGGAGACGCCCCGUUCUCUGUUCCGGAUGUUCGAUUCAGGGUCGUUGGUGAUAGAUCUAUCCUUCCCGACUACUUGAAUGAUAUGAUAAUUAAGGCAGAAACUUCUACCACCGAAAAUUCAAAAUUCAACUUCCAAAUAGCAAUAGGAUAUGGAGGACGCUCUGAAGUUACAAGAGCUACAAGGAUGGCAGUGGGCCAAAUGGUGAAAGAAGGACUUUCACUAGAGGAUGCUGUUGAAAAGGUCGGGGAAGCGGACAUAUCUCGUCAAACAUAUUCCGCACAGCUGGGGUUACCACAUAUCGAUGCAAUUCUAAGAACAAGUGGUGAGAAUAGAUUGAGUGGAUUCGCACUAUGGGAAUCACAUCAUGCUGAAUUUGCUAUUGUGGAGGAGAAUUGGCCUGCUCUGAGGCAGUCGACGUUUUUGAAGAGCUUGCUCGACCUAUCGAAGCGGAAUCGACGUUUUGGUGCAUAG
Orbilia oligospora ATCC 24927 is the source of this 1398-nucleotide messenger RNA. RefSeq lists its product as uncharacterized. Gene Ontology annotation, cellular component: endoplasmic reticulum. NCBI's taxonomy places the organism in Eukaryota, Fungi, Ascomycota, Orbiliomycetes, Orbiliales, Orbiliaceae. The record is from RefSeq and is a predicted model, not a curated record. Bases 1 to 1398 code for a protein of 465 amino acids. Gene Ontology annotation, biological process: polyprenol biosynthetic process. The transcript has a single exon.